AUGACAAAAGCGAUACUGAAGUUAUUAAAUAUACAAAAUGCAAAGGAAGCACAGGAGGAAUGGACCGAAAGUCUGAAAAGUAAAUUCAAAAGAGAGCGUUAUCUACUUCAAGAAACAUAUGAAGAAGUCCAGAAAAUGAAAAUGAAAUGUGGCAAUACCUCGGGUCGUCCGAUCAAACGACGCACAAAUGAAGUUGCUCCCCGUCGUGAAGUGAAUAUAAUUUUUGAUGAAAUACAAUAUUUGUGUCGCGUCAAUAUUGACGAAAAUGUAACAACAAUGUUGCCAAAAUUAUUUCAAAAUAUGUCAGAUAAUUCGGGUUACGUUACUGAAUUACUAACUAUUCGUUUGAUUAAACUGUUGUCCAAACAUUUUACUGAUUCAUGGGAAUAUAUUCUGACUGAAAAAGAACCAUUGUCUCCUUGUCCAACUAUUCAAGUAAUAACUGAUAAAUUCAGAAUAUUUUUGGAUUAUGAACUAAUUACCGAGACAACAUCAGUGGAUCGUGCAUUGGCUGCCAUUAUUUCGUUAUACGUUGUGUUCGACUUGCAAUUCGGUGUUCAUAAUCGUACCAUACAUUUAUUGUAUGGAGUAUUAUUACAAGAACCAGCGGCAUUAACAAAACAAUUGAGAAAUUUAUUAAUAGAAUGGAAAUUCAAGAUUAAGCAUAAAGAACUACGACAAGCGGCAAUAUACAUUGGUGUUACCACAGAUCGUGUUGCCGAGCACCCAGUCGGAUCAUCGUCAUCGUUUACUACAACGCCACCCAUUGAUAAUCCAUCAGUCUUACCUCCUCCACUAACAACACAACAAUCGUCCUCAUCUUAUCGUCUUCCUUUAUCGCCUCUCGAUGGAAACGAGAAAAAAUAUGGAAAUCAACGUACAACUGCAACAGCAAAUACGAUUCGACACAGAAGAAGCAACGCUGGUUAGACCAGCAUUGAAAAAAAUCGUAAAUAACAUUAAAUUAUCCAUGUUCGAAGAACAAAAGCAAAAUAAUAAUAAAAAUGGACAAUCAGAAAAUCUGGCUGCAUCAGAUAAAGAUCCUGCCGCAGCCACAGCAAUGUUUUUUCAAAUGAUCAAGAGAACGUCAUUGGCCAAGAUGAAAUACUACCGACAACUACAAAAAAACAAAUGCCAACAACAAGGAAACGUCGUGGUAGCUCUUCUGUGCCAGUAUCAAAAACGUCAGAAUAUUUACGAGCUAAAAGGCCACGUCACUGACUUUGUUUCUUUUUUUCCGUCACUCUUUUUUGUGCCUUUGGUAAGGUGAUAUGUUUUUACAGUAGGCAGAGUCAGCUAAUUGUUUUGAUUAUUUUCUUUUUUACUCUCUUUGACAAUCCUUAUUCACACAUGUUUUUAUUAUAAUAAAUUCAAGACCAAAUAUACAAAAGGGAACUGUAUGAAAUCCAUACACAGAAUCCUUACAAAACCUCUACGGGUUCAUACGGAACCUUUUUCUGAAAGCAGAAAAAAAGGUAUCGUACAAAACCUUAUUCGUACAGAACCUAAAAAAGGUUUAGAAAUAGUUUCAAUUCUCGAAACCCUUUUUAAGUUCCGCACGGCACCUUUUUUUUGAGAGAACUUUCUAUUAUCUCAUUAACUUUACACGAAUUAUAGUUUCCAGCAAACCAU
Didymodactylos carnosus is the source of this 1632-nucleotide messenger RNA. The record is from the annotation of a GenBank genome assembly. Lineage: Eukaryota; Metazoa; Rotifera; Eurotatoria; Philodinida; Philodinidae.